Molecule: messenger RNA, 1644 nt
Organism: Rubroshorea leprosula
Lineage: Eukaryota; Viridiplantae; Streptophyta; Magnoliopsida; Malvales; Dipterocarpaceae
Source: the annotation of a GenBank genome assembly
AAGCGGUAACUAUUCUUGGAAUUCCAAGUUUCAUCAUAUUUUUGGCCUUCAAAUGGAGGAGAAGGCAUUUAUCCAUGUAUAAUUCUAUUGAAGAAUUCUUACAAAGCAACAACAACCUCAUGCCUGUAAGGUAUUCUUACUCAAAAAUCAAGAAAAUGGCCAAUGGUUUUAAGGAGAAAUUGGGUGAAGGAGGUUUUGGUCAAGUUUACAAAGCAAAGCUUCAGAGUGGUCGGCUUGAAGCAAUAAAGAUGUUAGGCAAAUCAAAAGGUACAGGGCAAGAUUUUUUCAAUGAAGUUGCUACCAUUGGAAGAAUUCACCAUGUCAAUGUGGUACAAAUGAUUGGUUUUUGUGUUGAAGGAUCAAAACGUGCCCUUGUGUAUGACUUCAUGCCUAAUGGUUCUCUUGAUAAACAUAUUUUCUCUGUAGAAGGCAAUAUUGAAACUUUGGGUUGGGAAAAUUUAUACAAGAUUUCUCUAGGAGUGGCUCAUGGAAUUGAGUAUUUACAUCGAGGUUGUGAUAUGCAAAUCUUGCAUUUUGAUAUCAAGCCUCAUAACAUUCUUUUAGAUGAGAACUUCACUCCAAAAAUCUCUGAUUUUGGUCUUGCAAAGUUAUAUCCAGCCAAAGGUAACACCGUGUCCUUAACUGCAGCAAGAGGAACUCUAGGAUAUAUGGCACCUGAGCUGUUUUACAAAAACUUAGGAAGUGUCUCUUACAAAGCUGAUGUGUACAGUUAUGGGAUGUUAUUGAUGGAAAUGGCUAGCAGAAGAAAGAAUGUGAACCCAUUUGCAGAGCAUUCAAGUCAGAUCUACUUUCCUUCAUGGGCAUCAGAGCAAUUGAACAAAGGAAUGGAGCUGGAAAUAAGAGAAGCCUCAGAAGAUCAAAAAAGAAUUGCAAAGAAAAUGAUCAUUGUAGCCUUGUGGUGCAUACAAAUGAAGCCAAUUGAUCGCCCUUCAAUGAACAAAGUCAUAGAGAUGCUUGAAGCAGAACUUGAGAGCUUACAAAUGCCUCCCACCCCUUUCCAGUUUUAUCCCCAUGCAACACAACAAGAUGAUGUUACAAAGAAAACCUACCUCACAGAAUCUACUAGUUUUUCUUCAUGCAAUGAUAUAGAGAUUGAGUCAAUUAGUUUACUUGCAAAUGAAAAUCAAGUGGGAUGGUAGUGAAGAAGCUUGUAUUUGUAUUAGAUUAGCUUCCUUUAUAGCAUAACCAAGGCAAUGAGCUUGUUCUUGCACUAGUAUGUUUGGCAAAUUGGUAGUUAUGUAUAUUUUGAAGUGCAUGAACUAGUUCUAAUUAUUUUGCCUAUAACAUCAAUUGAAGAAUUCAAUAGAGUUAAUUUUUAUGUUUCAAAACUUAAUUAAACUUCAAUUUAAAUCAUGUAUCUAAAGUUCAAUUCCUGUUCAUUUUCUGUCUCUAUAGAAGUUGAUAAUUCUGAAGAUCUAGUUAAGCUCCCAACAAAGAAGCCAACAUAACCAUGACUUCUGAAAAUUUUGGAGUAGAAAAAAUUAGUUGUAGGGUUGCACCAUUUCAUUACCCUCAAUAAGAUGCUUGAACUUGCCAAGAAACUGAAAGCCGGGCAUUAAUUGGUGAUGUACACAAUUGACUUUGAAAAUUCUCAUGUAGAAAAAAUCAAUUGUGGGGUUGCAU